GUUCGUUCAUUCCGAGAAAAUCUGAACCCUGCAAAGGCAUCUCGCACAUUCCCCCUACCGAAAAGUUACUCGACGUGUCAUGCCGCUGAAACUGUAUAUAAAGAGGCGUGAGAGUGCGGUAUUUCCAAAAUUUCAUCCUCAUUUUCUCGUCUCGGUGCUGCGUCGCCAUCGAUUGCAUUCAUACCUUUCCAUAAUAGAGCAGUGCCGUGUGCUGUAACCCUCAUUUUGAAACUUAUUUUCUGAUCAAAGCUUAGGCUUCUUUAGACUGUAGCUGUGCCCGAACCGAAGUUGAAUUGAUUGAGUGAGUGAUCCUAAAAGCAGUCUCUUUGGGAUGGAAAGAUGAUCAUACACGAACAUUCGGAUGUCAUGCAGUGGGGCCUGCAACUUCUUGAUGGUGAUCCCAACAAUUCUGGAUAUUGUGGUGAAAUAAUACAUCAUAGUGCCGAUGAUGCUUAUAAUGGAAUCUAUCAAGAGAAUUAUGACACUAAUUGUAGUCAUUUAGAGAAUGACGAAGUUAUUGCGCGUACACUUCAAGAAGAAUUUUCGCAACUGGCAGUUUCAGAAGCAUCCAGAUACUCACAUGCAGGAGGAGAGCAGUUUCAAGCAUCAAAUCUUGAACAUGAUUGGCAUGGUCCUUCAGUGAACUACAAUUGUUCAGCCCAUAACUUUGGCCAGGAAGAAUCUGAUGGUGCAGAGCCUUCCACUUCCUGUUCAAGCCCUGGCGAUAGAGAGGGGAAUCCUUAUUCUUUGGAGAUAACCAAUGAAUUUGAACUCGAUGGUGAAGUAGGCAGGAGACUGGAUCAAAUGAUCUCCAUUCCUCAUGUUCCUAGAAUUAAUGGAGAAAUUCCUUCAAUUGAUGAAGUAACUUCAGAUCAUCAAAGGCUUCUGGACAGAUUGCAGAUAUAUAACUUUGAAGAGUGCAAGGUGCAAGGGGAUGGUAAUUGUCAGUUUCAUGCUUUAUCAGAUCAAUUAUAUUGCACACCUGACAACCACAAAGAUGUAAGGCAACAAGUAGUGAGUCAGCUUAGGUCUCACCCAGAGAUUUAUGAGGGAUAUGUUCCCAUGGAAUAUGAUGACUACUGUGAGAAGAUGUCCAAAAGCGGGGAGUGGGGCGAUCAUGUCACAUUGCAAGCAGCUGCAGAUUCGUAUGGAGUGAAGAUUUUUCUUAUUACCUCUUUUAAGGAUACUUGUUCCAUAGAAAUUCUUCCUACUUCCAGGAAGCCAGAACGAGUAAUUUUCUUGAGCUUUUGGGCUGAGGUGCAUUACAACUCGAUCUAUCUUCAAGGAGAUGUGCCAUCAAAUGAGUCCAGGAAGAGGAGAAGGUGGUGGAAGUUCGGCACCAGAAAUUAGGAGAUGUGUGGCUGUCAUGGGGCACAAAUCACCCAAUUUGUUGUCCUUACUGUUGCUAGUUAACGUAUACACACGUAGUACUUGGUGCAAGACUUGCUCCAAACUGUCCUACUCUCUCAAUAAUCGUCUGUUGCCCUUAGUGUUGCUAUGAACAUAUUACAUUUUCUUCUUCUGAAUGUUUCCACAAUCGUGCCUCGUCGCUUGCUAUUUUUCACGGCAUCCCUGAAGUGUUGGCAAGGAGCAAUGCAGGAGGGAAUCGAUACCUUUGUGUCAUUUACUUUAAUUUCCUAUGCUUUCCGCCGUAGCAAAGAAUAAUUCCUGCAACAAAGAAUGGAAUGGAGUUCAAAUUAGCUUCAAUUUCUUGACAAAUUGUUUGGAUUGUUGAGAGACUGUAUAGAAAUAUUUCAAAGAUGGAUCAAAUCCUGAAGUGCAGGUGUAAGGAUUUGCAAUAUCCAGAUUAUUCUCAAUCAUACUUAUUAUAUUUUAAGCAA
Messenger RNA from Carya illinoinensis, 1841 nucleotides. RefSeq names its product OVARIAN TUMOR DOMAIN-containing deubiquitinating enzyme 12-like. The transcript has 11 exons. The record is from RefSeq and is a predicted model, not a curated record. Gene Ontology annotation, molecular function: cysteine-type deubiquitinase activity. Gene Ontology annotation, biological process: protein deubiquitination. NCBI's taxonomy places the organism in Eukaryota, Viridiplantae, Streptophyta, Magnoliopsida, Fagales, Juglandaceae. Bases 340 to 1350 code for a protein of 336 amino acids.